Molecule: messenger RNA, 801 nt
Organism: Cuscuta campestris
Lineage: Eukaryota; Viridiplantae; Streptophyta; Magnoliopsida; Solanales; Convolvulaceae
Source: the annotation of a GenBank genome assembly
UGUAUAUUCGUAACUUCUCUCCCCGCCGGUUUAAUUAUUUCUAGUACAGUUCAUCCUAUAUAUCGCAGCUAGUGUAUAUAUAACAUCAUGCCGGGCCUCACCAUCGGAGACGAAAUCCCAAAACUCCGUGUGGAAACCACACACGGCACGAUCAAUCUCCACGACUACGUCGGUGACUCCUACGUCAUCCUCUUCUCCCACCCGGGCGAUUUCACGCCGGUGUGCACGACGGAGCUGGGGAUGAUGGCGGCGUACGCCGGCAAGUUCGCGGAACGCGGGGUGAAGCUCAUCGGGCUGUCGUGCGACGACGUGGAGUCCCACAAGAAGUGGAUCAAGGACAUCGAGUCCUACAACGGCGGCCACAAGGUCAACUACCCUAUCAUUGCAGACCCCGACAGGAAACUCAUCAAGCAACUCAACAUGGUCGAUCCCGACGAGAAGGAUCCCUCUGGUAACAACGUCCCUUCUCGCGCUCUCCACAUUGUUGGUCCCGACAAGAAGAUAAAGCUGAGCUUUUUGUACCCGGGGAGCACGGGAAGAAACAUGGAAGAAGUGGUGAGGGUGUUGGAGUCCCUGAAAAGGGCAGCGGAGCAUAAGAUUGCUACCCCGGUGAACUGGAAACCGGGGGACGCUGUGGUCAUUGCACCCUCCGUCUCAAGCAACGAAACGAAGAAGAUGUUUCCGCAGGGCUUCACCACCGCCGAGCUUCCCUCCGGCAAGGAAUAUCUCCGCUUCGUUGAAGGCGUUUAAAUUACUUAAAUAUGCAUAGUAUAUCUUGUGUCCGCGCUAAUUAAGUACGUA